Molecule: messenger RNA, 4854 nt
Organism: Pyrgilauda ruficollis (rufous-necked snowfinch)
Lineage: Eukaryota; Metazoa; Chordata; Aves; Passeriformes; Passeridae
Gene: DMBT1
Product: deleted in malignant brain tumors 1
Exons: 30
Cellular component (GO): membrane
Source: RefSeq, a predicted model, not a curated record
CAUGCCCUCUCUCCCAAAGCUCCCUACAUCCAUCUGGUGAACGGAAGGCACCGAUGUGAGGGUCGUGUUGAGAUCUACUACCGAGGACAGUCGGGGACGGUUUGUGACGACUUCUGGGACCUCGCGGAUGCCCAGGUUGUGUGCAGGCAGCUGGGGUGUGGCAGGGCCAUUGCAGCUCUAGGAAGUGCCUACUUUGGGCAAGGCUCAGGGGACAUCGUGCUGGACAACGUGAGCAGGAAUGCCCAGCCCAACAUCUCCGACCAGCGCAGCACUACCCACCAGCACACCAGAGAUGUCCACCUCAGCAGAGAUGACCACCACAGUGGGAUCCAGUGCCACACCAGAGAUGUCCACCUCAGCAGUGAUGUCCAGCUCAGCAGUGAUGUCCACCUCAGCAGAGAUGACCACCUUACCGGAGACGACCACAUUCACAAGGAUGAUAACCUCACCAUUGUUGAGCACCUCAGAGACAGCUAUGAAAGAAGACGAGAGCACACCAGCAGGGAUGCCCAUGAUAGAGCAGAAGAUAGAGGAAACAGCCCUCAUAGCAGAGACGACCACCUCAGCAGACACAACCACCUCAGCAGAGACGACAACCACCUCAGUAGAGACAACCACCUUAGCAGAGAUGACCACAACCUCAGCAGAGCCACCCACCUCAGCAGACACAACCACCUCAGCAGAGACAACAACCUCAGCAGAGACAACCACCUCAGCAGAUACAACCACCUCAGAAGAGACAACCACCUCAGCAGAGACAACCACCUCAGAAGAGACGACGACUUUAGCAUGGAUUGGCCCAGCGUGCGGCUGUCGGGCGGCAGGAACGGCUGCGAGGGCCGCGUGGAGCUGUACGACGGCAGCUCGUGGGGCACGGUGUGUGACGACCAGUGGGACCUGCGGGAUGCCCAGGUGCUGUGCCGCCAGCUGGGCUGUGGCCAGCCCGUGGAUGCCCCGCAAAAUGCUCACUUUGGCCCGGGCUCCGGCCGCAUCUUCCUGGACGACGUGCAGUGCCGCGGGGACGAGCCCUCCCUCCAGAUGUGCCGGCACAACGGCUGGGGCGUGCACAACUGCGGGCACGUGGAGGAUGCCAGUGUCAUCUGUGCAGCUACCCAGCCAACCCCUCCUCCUCAAUGGCCGCUCACAACAGGGCCCAGCGUGCGGCUGUCGGGCGGCAGGAACGGCUGCGAGGGCCGCGUGGAGCUGUACGACGGCAGCUCGUGGGGCACGGUGUGUGACGACCAGUGGGACCUGCGGGAUGCCCAGGUGGUGUGCCACCAGCUGGGCUGUGGCCAGCCCGUGGCUGCGCUGGACACUGCACACUUUGGCCCGGGCUCCGGCCGCAUCUUCCUGGACGACGUGCAGUGCCGCGGGGACGAGCCCUCCCUCCAGAUGUGCCGGCACAACGGCUGGGGCGUGCACAACUGCAGGCACGUGGAGGAUGCCAGUGUCAUCUGUGCAGGGCCCAGCGUGCGGCUGUCGGGCGGCCGGAACAGCUGCGAGGGCCGCGUGGAGCUGUACGACGGCAGCUCGUGGGGCACGGUGUGUGAUGACCAGUGGGACCUGCGGGAUGCCCAGGUGCUGUGCCGCCAGCUGGGCUGUGGCCAGCCCGUGGAUGCCCCACAAAAUGCUCACUUUGGCCCGGGCUCCGGCCGCAUCUUCCUGGACGACGUGCAGUGCCGCGGGGAUGAGCCCUCCCUCCAGAUGUGCCGGCACAACGGCUGGGGCGUGCACAACUGCGGGCACGUGGAGGAUGCCAGUGUCAUCUGUGCAGCUGCCAAUCCAACCACUCCUACUCAAUGGCCACUCACAACAGGGCCCAGCGUGCGGCUGUCGGGCGGCAGGAACGGCUGCGAGGGCCGCGUGGAGCUGUACGACGGCAGCUCGUGGGGCACGGUGUGUGACGACCAGUGGGACCUGCGGGAUGCCCAGGUGCUGUGCCGCCAGCUGGGCUGUGGCCAGCCCCUGGAUGCCCCACACAACGCUCGCUUUGGCCCGGGCUCCGGCCGCAUCUUCCUGGACGACGUGCAGUGCCGCGGGGACGAGCCCUCCCUCCAGAUGUGCCGGCACAAUGGAUGGGGCAUGCACAACUGCGGGCACGUGGAGGAUGCCAGUGUCAUCUGUGCAGCUCUGCUGUUCAUGGCCAUUGCCAUUGAACUCAUCACCUCCCCAAUUUACAGAGACAUCCACCCCUCUGGAAAUGACCACCACAGCACCAACUCCUGCCACAGCCGAGGAGUCCAGCCCAGCACUGCUGACCACCACAACCACAACAGCUACCACAGCAAUGAGCAGCACACCAGCCACCCAGACAACCCCUCCUCCUCAAUGGCCGCUCACAACAGCUACCCAGCCAACCCCUCCUCCUCAAUGGCCGCUCACAACAGGGACACUCAGGCGUGGUAUGAGCCCCAGCUGAGCAUGGUGGGACAAGCCCAUGCAUACCUGAGCUCUGAUGGUUCUGGGCUGGAGCUUACUGGGCCCAGCGUGCGGCUGUCGGGCGGCAGGAACGGCUGCGAGGGCCGCGUGGAGCUGUACGACGGCAGCUCGUGGGGCACGGUGUGUGACGACCAGUGGGACCUGCGGGAUGCCCAGGUGCUGUGCCGCCAGCUGGGCUGUGGCCAGCCCCUGGAUGCCCCACACAACGCUCGCUUUGGCCCGGGCUCCGGCCGCAUCUUCCUGGACGACGUGCAGUGCCGCGGGGACGAGCCCUCCCUCCAGAUGUGCCGGCACAAUGGAUGGGGCAUGCACAACUGCGGGCACGUGGAGGAUGCCAGUGUCAUCUGUGCAGGCACAUACAGCUCAAGUACACUUUUGCAGAGAUUACUGUAAGUAAAUUCUUUCCCAUUUCUUUCUGCAGCACCUUAUUUUUGUGGUGGCUCAGUCUCAGAUUCCUCUGGGGUGCUGGAGAGUCCCAACUAUCCUGGAAAUUAUCCAAACGAUGCUGACUGCGUGUGGGAAAUACAAGUGGAAAACAAUUUCCGUGUAACGCUCACAUUUAGAGAUAUUGUGAUGCAAAGCGGGACAUGCCAGCAGGACUACAUUGAAGUCUAUGAUGGACCUCUCCACUCUUCCCCUCUUCUUGGGAGAUUCUGUUCUGGUUCCUUUCCCACAUACGUGUCCUCUUCAAACAUGAUGAGUGUUCGCUUCCACAGUGAUUCCAGAUACUCCUUCAGAGGGUUUCAGGCUCACUACUCCUCCAUUCCAGCAGGUCACAACACCACCAUUCAGUGCUUGCCAGACUACAUGCACGUAGUGAUCAGCAGAGACUACCUCCAGUCCCAGGGCUACUCAGCACAGAGGGUCACGCUGAACAACAACCGCUGCAGACCGACAGUCACCUCACAGGAGGUUGUAUUCAACAUCCCCUACAGCGGCUGUGGGACAGUACAAGAGGAGAACAACGACACAAUCAACUACUCCAACACCAUCAGGGUCGCAUCUUCCGGGUACGUAAUCAAGAGGAGAAAGAACAUCAACUUGCAUGUCAGCUGCAAAAUGCUGAGGAAGAGCUGGCAGCAGGUGGUGUACGCUGCUGAGGACACGGUGGAUGUGGACGAGUACCAGUUUGGAAGAUACAACAUGAACAUCACCUUCUACGAUUCCCCAGCGUUCCGGCGCCAAGUGCGCGGCUCUCCCUACUACAUCGACCUCAACCAAAACCUCUACCUCCAAGCCUGUCUUCACAGCUCGGACCCAAACCUGAAGGUGGUUGUGGACACGUGUGUGGCAUCACCUGACCCUCGCGAUUUUAACACGCUGGCCUAUUACUUAGUCAGGAAUGGGUGUCCUAGAGAUUCUUCCUAUGCCACGUACUACUCCCCUUCCAGCCACUUUGCUCGGUUCAAGUUUAACGCCUUCGAGUUCAUGAGCCGGCACCCGUCGGUGUUCCUGAAGUGCCAGAUGCUGGUCUGCAGGCUCGGGGACUACUCCUCCCACUGCUACCGGGGCUGCAGCUCCAGGGCCAAGAGAGACACCAGCUCUGCUGAGGAAAAAGUGGAUGUGGUGGUUGGGCCCCUUCAGCUCCGAGGAGGGGAUGCUCCGACAAGUGGAGCUUGGUGGAACCAGGCAGACACAGACCUAAAAUCAAUAUGGACCAAAUUUGCCGAGUGGAUUAAAGAAAAAUUGGAGCAAAAUGUUCCACCACAACCACAGCUGAGACUGGAAUCUGGAGGGCACCGAUGCGCCGGGAGGGUUGAAGUUUAUCAUGAUGGAAAAUGGGGCACAGUCUGUGAUGAUUAUUUCAAUAUGAACAGUGCCAACGUUGUGUGCAGACAACUUCACUGUGGCCAAGCUGUCUCUGUCCUGGGACUGUCUUACUUUGGCCUCAGUGGAAAAGUUAUCCAGUUGGAUGAUGUGCAGUGUAGAGGAACUGAAUCCCACCUUUGGGACUGCCGGCAUGCCGGCUGGGGCAAGCACAACUGUGGACCCAGUGAGGAUGUUGGUGUCAUCUGCUCAGAUGCAACGCAAUCCACGGUUGCACCGACAGCCCUAGAUGUGUUUUCUGCACCCACCACUGUCACAGAGGAAAUGACCACAUUAGUUCCUGAGACCCCAGCCACAGCUGAUGAAGCAACAGUCUCUCCUACUGCUGAGCCUGCAGAAGUAACCACAACAACAGUCUCUCCUACUGCUGAGCCUGCAGAUGUAACCACACCAACAGUCUCCCCUACUACUGAGAGUGCAGAUGCAACCACAACAACAGUCUCUCCUAGUACUGCAUCAGCAGACAUUACCACAACAACCGUUGCUCCUACUUCUGGACCUGCAGAUGCAACCACAACAACAGUCUCUCCUAGUACUGCACCAGCAGACAUUACCCCUGAUAAUGAUUUAAAGGGCAUUGGGUUCUGA